This is a messenger RNA of Physella acuta, 1458 nucleotides long. Its product is annotated as cytochrome P450 2D15-like. Gene Ontology annotation, biological process: xenobiotic metabolic process. Gene Ontology annotation, cellular component: cytoplasm; intracellular membrane-bounded organelle. The record is from RefSeq and is a predicted model, not a curated record. Gene Ontology annotation, molecular function: heme binding; iron ion binding; oxidoreductase activity, acting on paired donors, with incorporation or reduction of molecular oxygen, reduced flavin or flavoprotein as one donor, and incorporation of one atom of oxygen. NCBI's taxonomy places the organism in Eukaryota, Metazoa, Mollusca, Gastropoda, Physidae.
AUGGUGAUGGUGUACCGAUGGUUUAGUAGAACUGACCAGAACUUGCCGCCGUGUCCGGUCAGACCACUGCCUGUGGUUGGUCAUCUGUUGUCUCUGGACAAAGACCCCAGGGAACAGUACAAGAGAUGGAGGCAGAAGUGUGGGGACAUUUUCAGCCUGUAUCUUGGUGAAAAACUAAUGGUCGUUCUGAACGGAUAUGACGUCAUCCAUGAAGCUCUGGUUACCAGGGGAGAUGAAUUCUCGGACAGGCCCCGGAUGUUUGUUCACGAAGCAAGCGGAUCCAGCUACACAGACAAAGGUUUCGCCUUUCUCUCAGGGAACCUGUGGAGGGAGAACCGGGGGACGUCGAUGCGACUGUUGAAACAGCUCGGCAUGGGAAGGAACAUCAUGGCAGAGAAAAUACAAGAGGAGGUCAGUUCUUACCUCACAGCUUUAUCUCACCCGCAAGGACAACCGACUGACAUCAGGUACUUGACAUAUGCCAGCGUUUCAAAUGUCACGUGUUCAUUAAUAUUCGGCCACAGGUUUGAUUACGACGACGCAAAGUUUCAGCGACUAAUUAAUCUGAUGAGGGACGUUAUGUCUAACGUGCAGAUGAACUCACUUUUAAAUUUUGUUCCGUUGCUGAAGUUUGUUCCGGGGGAUUUUUUGAUGACAAAAAGAACUACAACCGCCCUACAUGAAAUAUCAGACUUUGUGAAGCCAUUUAUUGCCAAAUAUCACCAAAAUAAGUCCGGGCAUAGCGGCAAAACUUCAGAAAAUUUCAUCACAGCUUACUUCAAAGACAGAGAUUCUAAACACAACGGAGAAGAGUUUUCUGCUAUGGAUGACAAAAACUUAAUUAAAAUGUGCAAUGAGUUGUUUUUUGCAGGGACGGAAACGGUUGCCCAGACGCUUACGUGGUGUGUUGUGUACGUUGUUAACUACCCGGAUGUACAAGAAAAGAUCCACCGCGAGAUCAAGGAACAGAUCGGGGCUCUGCGCAUGCCAAACAUCCAGGACAAAACGAGGCUGCCUUAUCUAGCUGCCGUCAUCAAUGAGACGCUUCGACUUUCAAGUAUUUUACCUUUUGCCGUGCCACGCUCGUGCUCCACAGACACGGAAAUUUCCGGUUACAAAAUCCCCAAAGGUUCCUACAUUUGUCCAAACUUAUCCUCUGUUUUACAUGACGAAAAGAUCUGGGGCGAUAACGUUAUGACCUUUCACCCUGAGAGGUUCCUAGAGCAUGACGGGAGGCUGAAGAAGAUUGAAGAGUUCGUCCCAUUCUCCCUCGGCCCACGGAAUUGUCUGGGAGUCUCCCAGGCCAAAAUGGAACUGUUCCUCUUUCUCUCUGCAAUGUUUCAACGCUUUGAGUUCCGGUCACAUGACCCGGGCCAUAAACCUUCUAUGGUGAGUGUGCCGGGGUUCACCUCGUCUCCUUUACCUUUCAAGGUCAUUGUUACAAGUCGAAAUAUUUGA